UAUAAGGGCCCGGUCGCACCACACUACUGGCUGCGCCCGCUCUGUCCCGCCGUCUCCGUCUCCGGCCACCGAAGCCCUUCCUUCUCGCCGGAAAAAAGAGCGCGAGAGAGAGCGACAGUUCGUGCCAAGGAUCCAUGGUGACUGCGGGCCUGCUGCGGAGGGAGAGGGAGCAGUUCGGCUCUUCCCCCUUCACUGGACAGACGAUGAUCGAAAGCAAGAUCCAGGCCCUGGAAGACGACAUUGGCGCCACCAAGGUUAGCAACAGGAGAUCGUGCCGGUGGCUCAACGACCGCCUGCUGCUGGAGCUGGUCCCCCGUCUUGGCGCCGACGAGAUCAAAGGCCUCUUCGCUCCGCCACCGUGGGGUGAGGAGCUGCCCCUGUCUGCAUUCUGCAUGACAAGUUCUGCUGCUGCAUGGGAUGUCUUUAGGACCAUCGACAUGGAUGUUCAGGCAAACUUGUUGCAAUUUCACAUGAGACAAUCAUGCGCGGAUCGGAAGAACAGUCGUUUGGACGAAGACGAGGAGAUUGCGCUGAACGCUUGGCACCGUAUUGAUCGCCAGACAAGAGAAGUUAUCAAGAGGAACUUCCUGCCUGACCUGCUUCGGAUGUACGAAGAACGAGUGAGGGCCUUCAUCCAAGACACGAGGGGCGACAAGGACUUGCUUGCGCUGGAUGUCCAGGACCCGUUCCAGAGGCUGCUCCUACACGGCGUGUGCGAGUUCUACAAUGUGGCAUCUGAGACGAGGAGCAGCACCGUGAGAGAGUACGGCGGGGACAGGCUGUGGAAGACGACGACGAUCAGGAAGAGAUCGGGCACGGGCGCUCCACCCAGGAUCACCUUGGUUGACUUGCUGACAAGGAAGAAGAAUGGGUGCCACUGAAUAUUUCACUUUGUGCCACUAGUAGCACCUUCCCUCAUAGAUCAGGCACGGGCGCUCCAUCCAGGAAAGUGUUUGUGCUUGAUUUGUACUAGUAUGCCAGCUAGCAAUCUACACUACUAGCACUCCUUAAUUUGCAGUGCUACUUAAUCACUGGAGUAGUAAGCUUAUUUGAUGAUAAAUAUAUGACACUACUAGCUGUACUAUGAUUGUCGGUCUUUGUCGUUUCAUACAUGGAUCGAUCUCGGCUGCAGUACUACGCACACUAAUACGAUGCCCGUGCGUUGCCACGGGCCUUUUAAAUUU
Molecule: messenger RNA, 1184 nt
Organism: Aegilops tauschii subsp. strangulata
Lineage: Eukaryota; Viridiplantae; Streptophyta; Magnoliopsida; Poales; Poaceae
Molecular function (GO): nucleic acid binding
Source: RefSeq, a predicted model, not a curated record